CAGAGACAAGCCUGUGUAUCAAUCAGCGUCACUGAUGUCGUGGUGUGACGAUGUAUGCGACAGAUGUUACUGCGGUGCUUGUAGUUGUAUGCUCCUUUGGUCUUCCACUGAUGGGUAUUGGGGCAGCUACCACGAGCUUUGUGGUUGCCCCAAGCAACGGGAAUGUCACCAUGACCUGGAACCUUCCUGAAACUGACAUCAGGGAGUUUACUGUAUUUUAUGAUUCCUACCCGGCUAUUGAUAUAUUUCAUGUGCAGAACAGUGGCAUCAAGAUAGUCAGCGAUGACUACAAAAACAGGAUUGAAAAUAUAUCCUCAUCCGGAUCAGGAGUUUUUGGUUUUGAAUUUUUUAAUGUGAGCCCUUGGGAUGACGCUGGGGCAUACGGCUGUUACAAAGGGCCGCCGGACUCCGGGGGUGCAGACAUUCCUGGAUGUGGACAGACCCUCAUUGUUGUUGAUCUCAUCCAGGAACCAUACCUCGUAGUCCCGGAAUCUGUCACGCACAGUGCAGGUGCCAUCCUACAAUGCCUCAUCGCCUUCCGCAGUCACCCAAUAGGUCUCCAGCCCAAGGUGUCAGUGAGUUGGAGGAAGAACAAUGCGACACUGGAGAGAGGCCCGAACUACACCAUGACGGCUGACACGGGCAUGUGGGACUUGGAAGUGUAUCACAGCAGCACCCUAAAUGUCAAUGAUGCUGGGCUGGAUGACGAUGGGGCACGAUACUCCUGCCAGGUGGUCGUCGGAGAUGGGAUUCAGACAGACUGGAGUGAAGAGUAUAGCCUUGGCGCGGAGUUUUCAGAACAAGGGUCAAAGAACUACACAGUGGCUGUGGAUGGCGAUGAUGCCAUAUUGUCGUUCUGGAAGCCCAACAUCAGUGACACGCUCUCCGUGUGGUCCCCAGAGGAGUCGGUUCUAUUCACCAUGGAAUCGGCAAACAUUAAGAUAUGGUCAAGCUACAGGUCAAGAAUGAAGAUCAGUGCUGUCGUAACUCCCAGUAAAGCUGUCCGAGUAUUACUGCAGAAUGUUACCCCGGCUGAUGCGGGCAGGUACCUCUGUGGGAGAGGGGUCAUCGACAGGGAGCUCAUUGUACCCAACUGUGGAGUAAUCUUGGUACUGCUGAGACCACCCGUGAGACCCGUUAUUGCCCUACCCGCACAGCCGAUGUCAGGACAGACUAUCACAGUUACCUGUUCCACCUCGUCCCGCAGCCUCCCGCAAAGUCAUCCCUUGGCGAUGUCCUUCUGGUGGUUUAAAGACGGCGCUUUGCUGACUCAGGAGGGGAAGUAUGGCGUACGUGAGUCGACCCUCACUAUCAGGAACGUCAACGCAUUGGAUAGCGGAAACUACACUUGCCAAGCCAAGGAGGAAGAUGGACUCGUGUCAGAACGUAGCGAGGCCGUGCUGAUGGAUGUUAAGACACCUGGACAUGGCGGGGAUGAAGCAAGCAUCUCAUCACAAAACGGUGGUAAUGCUGGCACGAUAUCAAUUGUCGUUGUUGCUGUAAUUGCCGGCGUUGGCCUUGUCGUUACUGCCAUUGUCCUGCAAUUGAGAAAACAACAACACCGAUGUCCAGUUGCAGCCAGGUCACAUGUGUGUGAGACUGAUGAGGCAAUGCCGGAUGAACAUUACAGCCAAAUAGAAAUUAGAAACGAGACGAAAUGAAAAUAGAAUGAAAGAACAAUUAAAAAUAAUCCUUGUGAAUCCUUUCGAUAUUCCCACAAUGACGAAACAACAUCCUCGGCCCAUCCGCAGCAGAUGUCCACAUGUUACGCUUGCUUUUUGUUUAUUUGUUUGUUUUUGUUUUUAUUGUUCAACGCCGCAGCCAGCAAUAUUCUCAGCAUAAAUGACAAAGGUUUGUAAGUAAUCGAGCUGGACCAGACAAUCCGCUGAUUGACAACCUAGGCAUCGAUCUACGCAAUUGGGAUACGACGAAAUGUAACAACCAAACCACCCGAUCCCGAUAAGCAUAGUCGCCCCUACAAGUAAGGGUUGCUGAAGACCUGUUCUAACCAAGAUCUUCACGCGUGCACUGUGCUGGUAAAUAGAUUGUAUAAUGUAAUGUUAUGUACAUAGAAACCUUUGACCAUUGGAACUGCGGGUUAGGGCAGAUUUUCAGCAACCUGUUUGUCGUCAAAAAGGACUUGGUUGAUUGCGUGUCAACGUACUCUGCGGUCUCGAGUCCUUGCACGUCACUGGAUUGUGUGGUCCACACACACGCUUAUUUACAAGUCUCCGUCAUUCAGCUGCAAUAUUGCUGGAAACACCUUUGCGGGACAGACAUUCGUUUUAUUAUAUUAACAGCUAUACAUGACGUCAAGCUUCAGAUAUGUUCGUAUUUUGCAUUUUUGUAAAUGCUAUCAGAAUAUAUGGUUCAUUAAAGAAUAAAUACUUUUUAGAAUGGAA
Molecule: messenger RNA, 2402 nt
Organism: Haliotis rufescens (red abalone)
Lineage: Eukaryota; Metazoa; Mollusca; Gastropoda; Lepetellida; Haliotidae
Exons: 8
Coding region: 51-1661 (536 amino acids)
Biological process (GO): cell adhesion; intestinal absorption; establishment of endothelial intestinal barrier
Cellular component (GO): bicellular tight junction
Source: RefSeq, a predicted model, not a curated record